Acanthoscelides obtectus is the source of this 289-nucleotide messenger RNA. NCBI's taxonomy places the organism in Eukaryota, Metazoa, Arthropoda, Insecta, Coleoptera, Chrysomelidae. The record is from the annotation of a GenBank genome assembly.
CAAGAUCGCACCCGGAUACAGGGGUAAACCUUAAAACUUUGAUAUCAAUAAGAUUAAGAGUAAGGGGAACCCAAAUGCAUCCAAGGGCAGCGACAAAUCAAUGAAUAAUGCUCAAGAUAAGAGUAAGGGGCCAUCGAAGCCAGACUUACCAGCACCAACCAACCCGCAGAAGAAAGCAACGCCGCAGAUGAACGAUGAUCUUGCUUCCAACGCAAUAUUUGGGCCAGAAAUGUCCCUGAUGCCGAAAGAGCCAGAACAACGUUUUAGCGCGAACUUCGCAAGGUUGUAG